This is a messenger RNA of Pollicipes pollicipes, 1398 nucleotides long. RefSeq names its product TATA-binding protein-associated factor 2N-like. NCBI's taxonomy places the organism in Eukaryota, Metazoa, Arthropoda, Thecostraca, Pollicipedomorpha, Pollicipedidae. The transcript has a single exon. The coding region runs from base 1 to 1398 and encodes 465 amino acids. The record is from RefSeq and is a predicted model, not a curated record.
AUGAACGUCCGGCUGUUGCUCGGCCUGCUGCUCGUGCCGGCCGCGGUGCACGCCGGCCUCAUGGGGCGGCUCUUCCGCAAGCAGGACAAGGGCCACUGCGGAGACUACGGCAGCGGCGGCGCCUUCUUCGGCUACGGCAAGAAGGGUGGCCGAGACUACCGCGACAAGGGCAGAUACCGACACUACAGCAGCCACGGCUACAACCACGACUACGGCGAGUACGACUACGGUCACGACUGCGAUAUCUUCUUUGGGUACGCCCGCGACUACGGCUACGGCUAUGGUGACUACGGACAGCAUGAUGACUAUGACCACCACGGAGGCUACGGCGAGUACGCUGUAGGUCACAAAAUCCAUCACGACGCUUACGGUGACAAGGGUGGCUACGGCCACGACUACGGCUACGGGAGCCACUACGAUAGUCACGGCUACGACGACUACCACCACGACAAGGGAGGACACAGCAAGGGAAGAAGAGGCUGGUUCGGGAAAAGGCGUAACCAUGGCCGUGGCCGGUUCCGCUUCGGCCGCAACAAGGGCAAGUCGAGACACACUGGCUAUGGCAGCCAUUACGGCAAACACGGCGGCUACGGUCACCAUGAGGGCUUCGGCCGCUAUGGCGGCUACGGCCACCACGACGGCCACGGCCACCAAAAAGGGUACGGCUACGGCGUGCCCGGCUUCGGUGCGGCGGGCUACGGCGGCGAUCAGUACCUCUACGGGGACAGCCUGCACGACAGCCACGCGGGGCACGGCGCAGUGCACCUGACCUCUGGUCUGGACCAUGAUCUGGACCACUUGAGGGCCGGUCCGGACCACGGCGAGGACGCUGUCGGCGAGGGCGCCCUGCUGGGGGUGAAGGGCGCCGCGCCACCCGGCGUCCCGCACGCGGCGCCCGUGCUCGAGGUGCCGCGCGUCAAGUACGUGGCGCGCUACGUGCCCAUCACGAUCCCGGUGCCUCUGCCAAAGCUGGUGAAGGCCACGGCGCCGACCAAGGUCGCUGAAGUCAAGAAGCCGCCGCCCGAGCCGAUCCAGCCGGAGCCGGCGCCUCCCUUAAAGGAGCCUGAGCCGCUUCCAGAGCCGAAGGCACCCGAGCCCGACUACGACUACGGCGGCGGCAACUUCGGCGGCGGCCACGACGGCGGCGACUACGGCAGCAGCUACGAGGGCGGCCGCGGCGGCGACUACGGCGGCAGCUACGAGGGCGACCGCGGCGGCGACUACGGCGGCAGCUACGAGGGCGACCGCGGCGGCGACUACGGCGGCAGCUACGAGGGCGGCCGCGGCGGCGACUACGGCCAGUCGGCGUUUCGUGCCAGCUACUUCCCGCCGCGGCGGGCGCGCAGCAGAGGCGAGGGAGCGCGACGCGCGGAGACGGCCGCUGACGCGGCGCAGUAG